CGUUGUGUCGAUAUGAUCAGUAAGUCAUUAUACGCAGAAUAGUGCAGUAGCAGAUUCAGCUCUACUAUGUGGAAUGAUUGUGUGAAACUUUUGGCUGUUGUGGGACUCCUUUUCCCAUUGUGUAUUUUAGUAAAUUGCAACGAUUCCGAAGAUGUCUCGUUGGAAUACGAAACAACUCCAACGUUUGAUGUGGUGAUAGCGGAGGGGAAAAAACUCAAACUCAAGGUGCAUGACUACGGACAUCGACCCUUGUGCAAUCCAGUAUGGUACUUCAAUGGUCGGCCGGUUUCAAAGUCGCGUUGCAUUCCCAGCUAUGGUGAGCUGGUUUGUCCCUCGGUAAAACGUGAAGAUGCUGGACGAUAUGAUCUAUGGGGAGGAGAUGGUAGUCGGCAUAGUCAGGCGCGUUUGAUAUUCUCCGCUAAUGUGCAAGUCACGAGAGCUGUUGAACGGGAUCUGCCGGAGGAACGCAUAGCAAAGGUACAAGAUGAGCCACCACCAUUUUUUGAACGAAAAAAUCGUGUAGAGAACGAUUGUUUCUGUUCGGGAGUGACCGAACGUUGUCGGAUGGCCCUUGAUCUGUACCGAAUGAGAAAAACAUACGAUCUGUCAAACUUGACUGCAGUAAGGCUGGGCGGUGAAUCAUCCGGUGCCAAAUAUAUCCGUAUUCCGUUAUCAGUUUUGCUUGGUAACCUGAUCACAGCUUACGGAGGCUAUAUGCGUUUUCCUGUUACUGAAGAAUGCUAUACUGAUCGCAGCAAACCGUGUGUGGUCAUGGUCGACAAGCGAAACAUGCAUCGAGCGGUUGGAUAUUUUCUGCCAACAUCACACGACCAGCGACAAGUGCAGGUGCUUCUGAAGGAGUCGAACUGGAAACUCUUACCAGCGAUUGAUGAGCUAAGUGAUCGAGAUUCAGGUGAUGAGCUGACCAAGUUCAUCUUUAUGUCUACACUAAGCAACAUCCACUCGGUUUACAUCCGUGGAAGGUACCGGACGCGCAGCGAGGAAAAUAUACUUUCCAUUGAUAUGGCUUCAUCGUAUGAUGAAGGGUUGGGUACAGUGACUACUGUCGAGGAGUGUGACUGUCAUCCAGGCUACGGUGGAUUGUCCUGUGAGCGGUGUGAGAAAGGAUACCUUCGAACGUACGACUCAAUCAGUCCGGAGGGGAUUUGCCUAAGCAUUCCCGAGCUUUGGGAACUGCACAAAAAAAUCUAUCGACAGAAUUGAUCGAGCACAACAGUAAUUAUGCUGUAAAAUAAGAAUGGUACCCAUCAAACAUUCGCGUGUUUAAAAUUUAAUAAAGGCUUUAUAAAACAAUUAUUGCUAAGGCAGCCUCCUCGGGUCGAUCGCUCAA
This is a messenger RNA of Anopheles coluzzii, 1351 nucleotides long. RefSeq names its product basement membrane-specific heparan sulfate proteoglycan core protein-like. The transcript has 3 exons. The record is from RefSeq and is a predicted model, not a curated record. Bases 67 to 1224 code for a protein of 385 amino acids. NCBI's taxonomy places the organism in Eukaryota, Metazoa, Arthropoda, Insecta, Diptera, Culicidae.